GACUGCCUUAUUGCAACAAGUCUUGUUUGAUUUCAUAGGAGAAGCGUUGAAUCCCUGCGUUUUCUUCCCCGGAUCGACUCCACUCUGGGGAUCUCACUUCGUUUCUCCUCUCUGGAUCCCAUCUCUUUAUCCACCCAACUUCUUAAACCGUUGUUGUUUCCACAAAGGCGUACACACGCUACUUAUCUUGUAUAGUAAUUUCUACUGUAGGAGGUUGUAAUAAAGGGUCAGAUCCAUCUUUCUCAGAUGAGGUUUUCUUAGGCGGUGGAAGAGCUUAAAUUUAGUCAACUUUGCAGCUCCACAGAACCUUCUAGGAAGCUACCUCACUAGACAGACGGGCUAAAAGCCAGUGGUAAAGAUAUGCUUCUGUAAAAGGGAGGUAUUGUAGCAAUCAACGAGGAGAUGGCUUUCUAUUCUGAGGACAACAAGAGUGAAGACUACCUCUUUAAGAUUGUUCUAAUAGGUGAUUCUGCAGUCGGGAAAUCAAACUUGCUCGCAAGAUUUGCUAGGGAUGAGUUCUAUCCCAACUCAAAGUCGACCAUUGGAGUGGAGUUUCAGACGCAGAAGAUUGUUAUCAACGGAAAGGAGAUCAAAGCUCAGAUAUGGGACACGGCAGGUCAAGAACGUUUCAGAGCAGUCACUUCUGCGUAUUACAGAGGUGCAGUUGGAGCUCUUCUUGUUUACGACAUCAGCAGAGUGCAGACUUUUCAAAGCAUUGGUAGAUGGCUCAACGAGCUCCACACGCACUCUGAUAUGAACGUUGUGACGAUCCUGGUGGGGAACAAGUCGGAUCUGAAGGACAUAAGAGAAGUGCCAACAUCAGAAGGGAAGGCGUUGGCGGAAGCGCAGGGACUCUUCUUUAUGGAGACGUCAGCUCUGGACUCAUCAAACGUGGCGGCUGCGUUUGAGACUGUUGUGAAGGAGAUAUACAACAUACUGAGCAGGAAAGUGAUGACCUCACAGGAGCUGAACAAGCAAGAUCCUGCCUCGCUUAGCAAUGGCAAGAAAGUUGUGAUUCCAUCAGAGGGGGAGUCCAAGACAGGUGGAGGUGGGUGUUGUUCUAGGUGAUGAUAGGAACUGAUAUUGUAGAAAGCUUAAAAAAGGAAGAUUAAUUUUCUCAUCUGUUUGAUUGUGUUUCUUUGUCCAUGGUAACUGCCAUGAAUGUUGAAAAUUUGAGCUGUGUCUUGUGGUGUGGAAGUGUUUGUGUAGCAAGAAAUCUGUAAAUUUUCCACUUCAGAAGCUUUAUGUAAACUCACACUCCUAUCUAUAAAGUCUUUCCACUUUCUUGUU
Brassica oleracea var. oleracea is the source of this 1290-nucleotide messenger RNA. Its product is annotated as ras-related protein RABA5a-like. NCBI's taxonomy places the organism in Eukaryota, Viridiplantae, Streptophyta, Magnoliopsida, Brassicales, Brassicaceae. Gene Ontology annotation, molecular function: GTP binding; GTPase activity. Gene Ontology annotation, cellular component: endosome. The transcript is spliced from 5 exons. The record is from RefSeq and is a predicted model, not a curated record. Bases 403 to 1068 code for a protein of 221 amino acids.